AGGCUUGGAACGCAGUAGCUCUGCAGCAGGGCCAGGGCGUCCGGAGUUACUGUGACCCACGUGAGAAGUGUAUGGCAGUCCCUGGGCAAUGAAGUUGGCACUGUGCUGAGUGACUGAGCAUCGCUACCACAACCAGGACUGUAUUCCAGUUACUGAAGCAAUGUCUACUGCAAAGGAGAAGAAAUAUGCAAAACGGAUGCGGAAUCAGCCGUCCAAUGUGAGCUUGGAUAAGAGUGACCAGCCAGCCAAAAAUGGAGGGCGUGAAGCUUUUCAUCCAGACAAAGACGGCAGUCCUGAUUCUUCCAGACAGCAAGAGAGGGGUUCACACUUACAGUCUAGAGGAGGUAGAGGAAAAGAAGGACAGAGUGAGGCAUCUCGGGUUCCAAAAUAUAUCACAGCGACAAUGUUUGCUCAGGCCCGAGCUGCAGAAAUCAAUGCCAUGGUUAAGGCAGUGUCACAGAAAUCUUCUAACUCCUUGGUAUUUCAGUCCUUACCCAGACACAUGCGAAGGCGAGCCAUGGGGCAUGACAUUAAACGACUGCCCAGAAGACUUCGUGAGAUUGCUAAAAAAGAGAUUGAGAAAUCUGUGCACCAGAAGAAAGAGCAGCCGAAAAGCAAAUGCCGCAAAGCGCGUAGACGCCAUGGGAAUCUUCAGUUGGAAUUUAACCGCAGGCAGCGGAAGAACGUAUGGCUGGAAACGCACAUAUGGCACACAAAACGGUUCCACAUGCUGAAGAAGUGGGGGUUCUGCUUGGCAGACCGGCCUACAAUGAAAAGUUACCGAGCGUGUUAUCGGGCCAUGUCCAAUCGCUGUCUUCUGCAGGAUGUAUCAUACCUCUGUUGUGUGGAGUUAAUGGGAAAAGAGGAGGCUCUAUUGCAGGCGUUGUCCAGACUAUGCAGCAUAGAUACAGGCCCUUCCUUUGCUGCUGUGGCCUGUCUGGCUGGGAAGCGUCAGGGCUCCCUAACCCUCUACAGAGCUGAUAAGUACCCGGAGGAAACAUUAGGUCCCGUUACCUUUAUUUGGAAACCCAGAUGUGUUCCAGAAUCAACGUGUGAGACUAGGCAACUGUGGAUCUGGAUGCACCCUGGUCUCAAGCAGGAUAUCUUGAAGGAGCUGAGGCUGGUGUGCGUAUGUGAGGACAGACCGGACAAUGCAGUCUCCAGCCCGGAGCUAGCACCUGCUCCUGCCCAGGAAGAGAAACCAGCAGGUGUGAAGAAGGCAGGAAAAAAGAGGAAAGCAAAGGAUAACAAAGGAGAAAAGGCCGUUCCUGUGAAAAGAAUCAUCGGUGAUGGCACAAGAGCUAUUCCUGAGCCUUAUCGGUGGACUUCAACACAAACCAAGAUUACCAUUCGGGAUCUGACCAUGGAGUUUGUGCGGUAUCGGCUGAUUGGCCCCUACUCCCACUGCGUGCUCACUUCCACACUGCACGCUGCUUCUCUUCAUAAAGAAACUGAAAAUCCUGGACCUCACAGCUGGUGGGCAGAUUAUUGCAAGAGUCCAGAUAAUGUUCAGCUCCAUAACCGUCAGGAAUCCUUGUUCCAGUUACUGCAAGGGAUAGAAUCUCCGGCCCAGUUGCCAUUCGGAACCAUUUUGGGCCUCACUGUUGGCGAUCCAAGACUGAACUUGCCUAACAAGAGGACAACCAUUUUCCCGAGUGUAGAAAACUAUGAAGAUGGAGACAAAGUGAAGUCGUUGGUGAAGUCCGGUGUCCCGGUGGAGUGCGCUCAGAGCCUUAUAUGGUCUCCUGACGUUCGCUCACAUGUAUUGGACAAUAAAAUACCAGAGCAGGAAAUGAACAGGCUGAGAAGUGAGCUCCUGGUGCCUGGUUCACAGCUUCAUCUUGGUAAUAGUGAAUCCAAGAUACCAGUCCUAUUAAUCCAGCAGCCUGGUAAAGUCACAGGGCGAGAGCGUCCAGGGUGGGGAAGUGGCUGGGACAUCUGCCUACCAAAAGGAUGGGGAAUGGCUUUCUGGAUUCCUCUUAUUUACCGAGGUGUCAGAGUUGGCGGUUUACAGCAAGCAUUGCAGCACUGCCAGUAUAUGGGAGCGCCAUUUGUUCCUGGGGACUUCCCGGAUACCCCAGCCGGGGUCCAGUCGGCACAGGAGACUGCGGACUGUUUGCUAGGCAAAUAUACCAGACGUCCACCUGCAAAGCGCACAAACUUUAUCAAGCACGGCAUCCUGGCGCCUUUCUGCUGUCCCUGGGAUCAGCUCACGAGAGAAUGGGAGAUUCGGGCUCGCACCGAGACGGAGCUCCCUGCAGUUAAACAGCAAGAGCACAGUGCUCUUUCAGAGGACACCUGUGGUGCAAAGACUGAAGUACAGGAUGAUAUAAAAGCAGAGAGCAGCGCUGCAGCCGGAACCGGAAGCCAUGUGGUACAGGGAGAAGGCGCAACAUGUGGAAGAGGUUUCUCUGUACUAAGGAACAAAAAGAUCCUGAGGACACUAUCUACAUGUUUUGAUCCAUUUAGCCGUGAAGGUCUGAAAGCAAGAGCGUUGUCAUCCCAGCAAAUGUCCACCCUGCUAAAUACUUUUCUGAGAGACUUCCCAAGAUCAUUGGUUUGGGUCAGACUGUCCAUGGUGACCAAAGGAAAUCCUGAGCUCCAUUCUCUGAUCUGCAUUCCGUCUGAGCAGGAUUUGCUUCAUCUGCAAAGAAUGAAGUCAUUCCACGGUCCCGAGGAGGCCAUGCACAGUGACCCCUUCAAGAAUAAAAUAAUGAAACUUAAAAAGGACAUGAAAAAAGCCAAAUCAAAGUCCAAGCAGGAUCCUGAGAAAGCCGAAACCAAAGAGGCCUCCUGUGAAAGGCUGACACUGGGGCUGUGGCCAAGUCCUCUACCUGAGGUCACCACACACUGCAGCAGAGUCCUCCUUGGUUAUGUCACGCAUGGAAACUUCUCCAUGGUGGCAGGGUGUGGGGAGGCUUUAGGAUUCGUUAGUCUAACAGGUCUAUCACACAUGUUGUCUCGUCAGCUCCGGGACAAGAUGGAAUAUGUAUUAAUUCGAUGCCCAACAUCUUUUCAGUACAGAUUUGCCAAAUUAAGCAUAGAUAUAUAAAAAUAAAAACACAGAUUAGCUUAUUUUCAAACACAAAAAUGUAAGAUUUAAUUUGUCUAGAACAUAUUUUCCUACUGGUGGCUUCCGUACAGGCAGCAAGGCAUAUAUCGUUUUAUUGUUUUGUUUUGUUUUGUUUUUUCUUCUGGUGUGUGUUUUUUUUUUUUUUCUGCCCUGUGCCUUCCUGGAGCUGUAGCUUCUCAUGUUCGCCAUCCUCCACUGCAUUCUAACUGAAUUAAUGUUAGAUAAGUCCUCUUUAUUUCACCCUACAAAUUGGUAAUAAUGACACAAAAAAAGUGUAAAAUAAAGUCCCUGUACAGAGUCCCCAACACUCCAGCUACUCUAGGCCUGGUCCUGUGUGACCUUCGCUGAAAUCUGGGCUCACAUAGCAUCUUACAAAUCGUUUAAGGAAACAGCGGGUAACUGGAUAAUCAGUACCUGUCACAGCAGAGGUCUAAUCUAAAAUGCCUGACUGACACACACACACACACACACACACACACACACACACACACACACACACACACACGUGGUUUUGUUUUCAUUAUCUGAGCGUCCUUGGUUGCAUACUGUGUAUUUUCAUGAAUUUGCAGCCAACCUGCUUAUAAGAAAUGUACGUCACAGCAGCAUGCCUUAUUUCCAGUUUGCUUCAUGUGUGUAAAUAUACUCAGAUUAUUCUACCCUU
This is a messenger RNA of Pseudophryne corroboree (corroboree frog), 3734 nucleotides long. It is a transcript of the gene POP1, whose product is annotated as POP1 homolog, ribonuclease P/MRP subunit. Gene Ontology annotation, biological process: tRNA 5'-leader removal. The record is from RefSeq and is a predicted model, not a curated record. Bases 161 to 3052 code for a protein of 963 amino acids. NCBI's taxonomy places the organism in Eukaryota, Metazoa, Chordata, Amphibia, Anura, Myobatrachidae. Gene Ontology annotation, cellular component: ribonuclease MRP complex; nucleolar ribonuclease P complex. The transcript is spliced from 16 exons.